This is a messenger RNA of Meriones unguiculatus (Mongolian gerbil), 3952 nucleotides long. It is a transcript of the gene Zzz3, whose product is annotated as zinc finger ZZ-type containing 3. The transcript has 12 exons. Bases 169 to 2880 code for a protein of 903 amino acids. NCBI's taxonomy places the organism in Eukaryota, Metazoa, Chordata, Mammalia, Rodentia, Muridae. The record is from RefSeq and is a predicted model, not a curated record. Gene Ontology annotation, molecular function: zinc ion binding.
GUAAGAGGUUCUAGUAUUCUCCGAGGCUGAAGCUGAGAGCCUGACGCCUAAGCUCUAUUGUAGAUCCUAGCUCCAUCUCCUUCAGGAUAUAAGGAAAAGAAGUAACAUUUCCACAAUGAUAGAUCUUUGGUUGUACAGGUUUCCCAAUGAGUGGAUCAUGAUGACCGUAUGGUAGGGACUUGCCAUAGUAUGGCUGCUUCCCGAUCUACUCGUGUUACAAGAUCAACAGUGGGGUUAAACGGCUUGGAUGAAUCUUUUUGUGGUAGAACUUUAAGGAAUCGUAGCAUUGCUCACCCAGAAGAAAUCUCUUCUCAUGCUCAAGUACGAUCAAGAUCACCAAAGAAGAGACCAGAGCCCGUGCCAGUUCAGAAAGGAAAUAAUAACGGAAGAACUUCAGAUGUAAAACAGCAGAGUGCUCGAGAAUCAUGGGUAAGCCCUAGGAAAAGAAGACUUUCUUCUUCAGAAAAGGAUGACCUAGAAAGGCAGGUCCUAGAGAGUUGUGAGAGAAGGCAGACAGAGACAGCACCGCCAGCAUUAAAGAACAUUAAACGCUGUCUUAGAGGUGAAGCCACAAACAGUUCAGAAGAAGACUCACCUGUAAAACCAGACAAGGAGCCGGUAGAACACAGGAGGACAGUAGUGGACCAUGAUGCAGAGUUUCAAGGGACUAAGCGAGCUUGUCGAUGUCUUAUAUUGGAUGAUUGUGAGAAAAGGGAAGUUAAAAAGGUGAAUGUCAGUGAGGAAGGGCCGCUUACGGCUGCAGUAGAAGAACUCACAGGCUAUUUGACUGUUAAUGGUGUUGAUGACAGUGACUCAGCUGUUACAAACUGUGAUGACUGUCAGCCUGAUGGGAACAUUAAACAGAAUAGCACUGGUUCCUACAUGUUGCAGGAAACAUCAGUAGAAACCCAGACUUCAAUGUUCUUUGGUAGUAGGAAGGAGGACAGCUGUAUAGACCAUAUUGUGCCUUGCACAAAGUCAGAUGUGCAGGUCAAGUUGGAGGACCACAAACUAGUAACUGCCUGCCUGCCCGUGCAACAUCGGAAUCAGCUGACUGCUGAGCCAGCUUCAGUCCCUGUUUCUGAAAUUCAGUCAUCCUUGAGAGAUUCUGAGGAGGAAGUAGAUGUGGUGGGAGAUAGCAGUGCCUCAAAAGAGCAGUGUAAUGAAAAUAGCAGUAACCGUCUGCACACAGACUCCGAAAGCACGCCAGUCUCUGGAGAGCCAGAAGCGUCUUCUAUGCUAGACUGUGCUUCAGCUCAAAUGACGUCUUUAUCAGAACCUCAAGAACAUCGAUACACCCUGAGAACCUCCCCUCGAAGGGCGGCCCCAGCCAGAGGUAGUCCCACUAAAAACACUUCUCCUUACAGAGAAAAUGGACAGUUUGAGGAGAGUAAUCUCAGUCCCAGUGAAACAAAUACAACUGUUAGUGAUAAUAUACGUGAGUCUCCCACGAAUGGUGUUGAAAUUUCUCAAAAUGAAAAGGUUCUGUGUUGUGACUCUCAGAACUGUGGAAGUGAAGGAGUAAGUAAGCCACCAUCAGAGGCCAGAGAGAAUACUGGACAACUGCCAUCUGCCAAAGAGAGUGCCGGCCAGCACACUGCCGAAGAGGAAGAUGAUGACCCUGAUGUGUAUUACUUUGAGUCAGACCAUGUGGCACUGAAACACAACAAAGAUUAUCAGAGACUGCUACAGACCAUUGCUGUACUUGAGGCUCAGCGCUCUCAAGCAGUACGAGACCUGGAAAGCUUAGGCAAACACCAGAGAGAAGCACUAAAAAAUCCAAUUGGAUUUGUGGAGAAACUUCAGAAGAAGGCUGAUAUAGGGCUUCCAUACCCACAGAGAGUUGUCCAGUUGCCUGAGAUUGUGUGGGACCAGUAUACCAAUAGCCUUGGGAACUUUGAAAGAGAAUUUAAAAAUCGCAAAAGACAUACGAGGAGAGUUAAGUUAGUUUUUGAUAAAGUAGGCUUGCCUGCUAGACCAAAAAGUCCUUUGGACCCUAAGAAGGAAGGUGAGCCCCUCUCGUACUCCAUGUUGCCAUUGAGUGAUGGUCCAGAAGGCUCCCAUAACCGUCCUCAGAUGAUAAGAGGUCGCCUAUGUGAUGACACCAAACCUGAAACAUUCAACCAGCUAUGGACUGUUGAAGAACAGAAAAAACUUGAACAACUACUCCUGAAGUACCCUCCUGAAGAAGUAGAGUCUCGGCGAUGGCAGAAGAUCGCAGAUGAGCUGGGCAAUCGGACAGCCAAACAGGUCGCCAGUCGUGUACAGAAGUAUUUCAUAAAGCUAACUAAAGCCGGCAUUCCAGUUCCAGGCCGAACACCUAACUUAUAUAUAUACUCCAGAAAGUCCUCAACAAGCAGACGACAGCACCCCCUUAAUAAGCACCUCUUUAAACCUUCCACUUUCAUGACUUCGCAUGAACCACCAGUGUAUAUGGAUGAGGAUGAUGACCGGUCCUGUUUUCACAGCCACAUGAGCACUGCUGCUGAGGAGGCAUCGGAUGAAGAAAGCAUUCCUAUCAUGUAUAGGAGUUUACCUGAAUAUAAAGAACUAUUACAGUUUAAAAAGUUAAAAAAGCAGAAACUUCAACAAAUGCAAGCAGAAAGUGGGUUUGUGCAACAUGUGGGCUUUAAGUGUGAUAACUGUGGUGUAGAACCUAUCCAGGGGGUCCGGUGGCACUGCCAGGAUUGUCCUCCAGAAAUGUCUUUGGAUUUCUGUGACUCUUGUUCAGACUGCCCGCAUGAAACAGAUAUUCACAAGGAAGAUCACCAGUUAGAACCUGUUUAUAAGUCAGAGACAUUCUUAGACAGAGACUACUGUGUGUCCCAAGGCACCAGUUAUAGUUAUCUGGACCCCAACUACUUCCCAGCCAACAGAUGACAUGGAAGAGUGUCGCCACUAAUCCUGGUCAACACCGCAGUGACGUCAUUGUUGGUGGUGUGCACAGUCUGCACACUCGCAGCGUGAGCGCUCCCCGAGUGUUCUCAUCAAGUACAGCUCUGCACCGGGUGCUGUGGAUGAGCAGCUGAGCAUUCCUGCUGAGCUGAGCGUUUCCCGCUGAGGUUUUCACCACCACCUCAAAGCCCUGUGGGUGGUGGGCCUAAGUGGGUGAGAUGGGAACGAGAGCUCGCAUUAAUGCCAGAGUGAAUUCCAAAGGCUUUAAAGACCUCGGUCACACAUGAUAAUGACAGACAAAGUAUUUAUAUUAAAUCAGUUUAGUAGCUUUCAGUUUGUGAAGAUAGUUUUCAGCGCAGAACAGACUUACAAAGUUUUAACCAAUGAUGGUGUUUGCUUCUAGGAUGUGUACUCUAAAGAGCUCACUGUCCGGUGGCCACGCAUGGCCUUCAGGGGACAGGAGCUGCUUAGCGGUUUGGUACCUAACUUUUAAUCACGAUGAACUGUCCUUACUAAGAGCAAAGCACGAGGUAGUGGUGGCUUUGCUUCUUUAACCAGCUCAAGGGGUGUGAAUGUCAUAAAGUUGUCAUGCAGAUAUAUUUUUUAAAUGUCAUGUUAUAUAAGAUGAUCAUGUGAUGUGUACAGACUAUGGUGAACGGUGCCAGUGGUAGUAACUGUGUAAACUCUGAUUCACAACAUUAACCCUUUAAAAUACACAGCCUUCUGCCUCUGUAUUUCGAGUUGUCAGUGCAGCUCGUCAAAGAAAACUGCCUAAUAUGAAAAUCAUAUAUAUGGUGAUAAUUUUUCCUCUUUUGUAGUCUGCACAAAAUCCAUAAAAGAUUGUAUUUUUAUUACUAUUUAACGAGUGAUUAAAUGUAGUCUGCACAGUGAGCAGAGUUCACAAGCAUUCUUUUAUACUGCUGGAUUUUGUUGUCCAUCAUUUAAAACAUUUUGUAUGUUUCUUAUCUGUGUAUACAGUAUGUUCUUGAAUAUUGUUCAUUUGUCAGGAGAACUGUGAGAAAUAAAGUAUGUGGAUAUGUUUGUUUAUAUUAUAGAA